AGACGACCGAUCGAGCUUCUACGCAAAAUGACGCCUGUGGCUCGUCCACGUCGCCUCGUUCUCGUCUCUACGAAAUCGUAUCCUGACACCACCCACCCAAAUCCAUAGAAGAACAGAAAAGGACACGGUAAAAAGGAGGAAGGGACGGAGCGCGAGAGAGAAGCCCUGCGACAAGAAGCGCGCUACGGAAAGAUGUGAUCUUUCGUGAUAGUUUACUGAUGGUGAAUGCUAAGAUCUGUCGGUCCUCUUCGUGCAUCGUCUUGAUUUCUUUUAGCCAAAAAUGCGGGUGGAGGGAUCGUAGUUUCUCGGCAGUCGGAGUGCUAGAUUUCUUUCUACACGCAUGUUCUUCGAUCUGGUGAUUCUUUCUCUAAUGUUUUCCUUCGAGAUUCGAAGCAAAAUCUUUGGAAAGAUUUGUCUUUUCCGUUUCGAAUGCGUAGAUCGAAGAAUUGUAAUGGUGAAGAAGAGGUUAAGAAAAAUGAUCCUGAUCCUUCUCUAGUUGAAUCCUUCUCUGGCGCUCAAAAAGGAGGAAUUUUGAGGAGACUUUAUUGCGGUUGUUGUUAUUCGUAGCACAAAAUCUGUUGGUGUUCUCUUGGUCAGCGGGUUGGCGUUCGCCGCAAUCGCCAUGUGCUGCUGCGCCGCUUAGCUUUUCCUCCUCUCGUUCGGUGCCCAUUUCGACCUACAUUUUACGUUUCCUUCCGCCCGAGUCGAGGUGCCACGAUGGCGAGUUGGGAGCAACUGGGGGAGCUCUCGACGGUGGCGCAGCUGACGGGCCUCGACGCCGGCCGCCUCAUCGGGCUGAUCGUGCAGGCGGCGACCACCGCGCGGAUGCACAGGAAGAACUGCCGCCAGUUCGCGCAGCACCUGAAGCUGAUCGGCAAUCUUUUGGAGCAGCUUAAGAUCUCGGAGCUCAAGAAGUACCCUGAGACGAGGGAGCCCCUGGAGCAGCUCGAGGACGCCCUCCGGCGCUCCUACAUUCUCGUGGAUAGCUGUCAGAACAGGAGUUAUUUGUACCUUCUGGCCAUGGGAUGGAACAUCGUCUACCAGUUCAGAAGGGCUCAGAAUGAGAUCGAUCGAUAUCUUCGACUCGUUCCGCUCAUCACUCUCGUCGACAAUGCUCGGGUCAGAGAGAGGCUAGAUUCCAUUGCAAGGGAUGAGCGGGAGUAUACUUUGGAUGAAGAAGACAGAAAGGUGCAAGAUGCUAUUUUGGAUCGUGAUCCAUCUACAAACCAUACCACAGUUCUCGAGAAGUCACUGUCUUGUUCUUAUCCAAACAUGCCAUUUGAUGAGGCCCUUAAGAAAGAAAGACAAAAGCUCCAAAUGGAACUUCAAAGAUCACAAGUAAGCAUGGAUAUUGGUCAGUGUGAGGUGAUCCAGCAUUUGAUUGGAGUGACACACAAUGUGGCUACCACUUUAGAAGAAAAAAGUACACAUCUCAAAAGUCCAAAGAAAGUUGAGCUAAGUUAUUCUGGUGACAAUAGUUACAAAGAACAUACUUUUGAUGAGAACUAUCAUGAGCAAGUUACAAAAUCAACUAUUAGAACCGGUUCACCACAUUCAUCGGGUCAUGAUAUGAUUUCACACAGAGGACAUCACGGGCAUGAAGAGUGGCAUUCAGACUUGCUUGGAUGUUGUUCAGAGCCUUCAUUAUCUUCAGCGGAAGCAUGUAAUGACUUGAUGGCAUAUUCAUUAGUAUUGUCAUGCUGUUGUUACACCUGCUGUGUUAGAAGGAAGCUUCGAAACAUGUUCAACAUUACGGGAGGGCUUUGUGAUGAUUUCUUGUCACAUCUACUGUGCUGUUGUUGUGCACUAGUUCAAGAAUGGCGCGAGGUGGAGAUUCGUGGGGUUAAAGGCACUUGGAAGACGCAAACCAAUCCACCAGCUUCUCAGUACAUGGAAUUCUAAGCGUCAGCUUGGAGGAGAUUUGUUGCUGUGUAGAUGUAUCUAUCUAAUUGACUGCAACAGAGGUAGCAGUAGAUUGUUGCUGUAUUCCAUGCAUUAGGAUUUGUGACCUUCAAACUAUGGAAAUAGUAGGCAAUAUAUUUAUUAUAACAAAGUUGCUAUCA
Musa acuminata AAA Group (dessert banana) is the source of this 2063-nucleotide messenger RNA. Its product is annotated as cell number regulator 13-like. The transcript is spliced from 6 exons. Lineage: Eukaryota; Viridiplantae; Streptophyta; Magnoliopsida; Zingiberales; Musaceae. Gene Ontology annotation, biological process: cell surface receptor signaling pathway. The record is from RefSeq and is a predicted model, not a curated record. Bases 718 to 1902 code for a protein of 394 amino acids.